CUCCAAUUCUCUCUUCCUCGCUCACAUCAACGACACAAAACAUCUUUUCCGAAGCUUCUUAUUAUUAUUACUGUUUUCAAAUCGUCAAUGGUUCUUAAAAACCUUUGAUCGACAAGACAAAACACAAUUCUUACACUCUCGGUCAACACAUUUGGAAGCAAAACUCUGCCUUAUGAUUCACCGGAAACUGUUAUAAAAUCCGGUGAGUUUUUUUUUUUUAUUCUUUUUCUUCCGUUUCAAUUCUGGAAAUUUUUCACCUGGGUCGUGAUUCGAUUGUUCGUUAAUGGUCAUCGAGAUUUAGUCAACGAUCUGGGUUCGAUCAAAGUCUUUACCUUUUUUUUUUUGGUUAAAUUCCCACUGAAGAGAUUUUUUUUGAUGAUCCCACGAGUUACUAGUCUCUCUAAAUCUGAUCUGGGUAUGCUUAAUCUGCCACAUUGUUUGGUCUCGAGCUCUGUGGAUUUGAUUGUAUCAUGAAAAGUUAUCCCUUUGGAUCGAGUAAGGCGUUUCAUGCGUACUCUAGUAGAGGUAGCGACUUCGAUUUAGAAUCAGGAACCAUCAGAAAAUCUAGAAAGCCUAAGAAUUCGUUUCCCAAAAUGAUCAAAUCUCUCGGGACUCGUCUUCACCACUUGUUCAAACUGCACCCGGUUCUAGUUUCCAUCGUUUGCGUCUCGUUCGGGAUCACGGUUCUGAUACUUGUGUCGUCGGUUUACGAGAGCCGUAUUGGUUCAGCGGUUGCUUAUUAUAAGAAGAGUGAUUUGGAUGGGGAUGGUUACCCGUUUGCUAAUCUGAAGAACCUUCUGAUGGUUGCUGGACAUUCUGUUUAUACGAGUAGUGAUUGCGGUAGAGUUGAUAAGGAGGAUUCGUGGUUCUUGGAGUCCUAUCAGAAGAAUCCUGGUCAGGCUGCUACGUUCUUGAGUCAUAUACAAGAAGGUGUUGAUGCUGCAGCUAAAGAUGAUGAUUCUUUGCUUUUGUUCAGUGGAGGAGAGACUCGUAAGGAUGCUGGACCUCGUAGUGAAGCUCAGAGUUAUUGGGCUGUCGCUGAGUCUAAAAGAUGGUUUGGCAAGGAUGAGGUGAGGCCGAGGGCAUUGACGGAAGAGCAUGCCAGAGACAGCUUUGAGAAUCUUCUCUUUAGUGUUUGUCGAUUCAGAGAGCUCACAGGGUCUUACCCACAGAACAUAACAAUAGUGAGUUAUGAUUUUAAGGAGGAGAGAUUUGCGCAUUUGCAUCGUUCAGCAAUGGGAUUUCCGGAAUCAAGAUUCUUCUAUUUAGGAACUCCGGCUACUCUAUCAUCCAAGGAAGGGGCUCUAAAAGGCGAGGCUAUGGUUAGAUCUCAGUUUCAAGAAGAUCCAUACGGGUGUGUUGGUUCGCUUUGGCGUAAGAAGCUGAAGCGUGACCCUUUCCACAGGACUAUACCUUACCCUAAUGGCUGCCCUGAAAUUGCAGGAUUGUUCAAGUAUUGUGGUUCAGCUCCUUUUCCUGGCUCUCUCCCAUGGGAUUCAUCUGUAUAAGAUCUAUACUAUACUAGACUUGCUUAGAGGAACCAUUACUUGAAACUCUUUUUUGUUUUUGUUACUUUCCAUAAAUAUUUAUACAGAGAAAACUUCAGAAUCUUUUUGUAUUCUGCUUUCAUGUGUUGUCAGAAACGAGAAUUUUACUUGUAUCAAAUGCGAUUGACCUAAAAUAAAAUUUUGACAUUUCCAUC
Molecule: messenger RNA, 1702 nt
Organism: Camelina sativa (false flax)
Lineage: Eukaryota; Viridiplantae; Streptophyta; Magnoliopsida; Brassicales; Brassicaceae
Source: RefSeq, a predicted model, not a curated record